AUGUUUCUUGGUCUCACCACAACCGCCUUCGCUAACGCGACCGCGGUCCUGAACCUCCUGCCAACGUUGUCAGGGGUAGUCGGAGUCCUGCGCCCGGCCUCUGCCCUCGCGGUACUAGGCUUCCCAACGCCAUCAACGCCGGAGGCACAGAGACUAUCCCACUCGCUGGUUCAGAUGUACGGAGUGCGGCAGGCUACAAUGGGCCUGGCCAGCCUCGCGCUGUGGGCGGCCGGCGAACACCGGCUGAUGGGCGUCUUGAUGCUGGUCAACAGCCCCAUUGCAAUUGUAGACGGGAUGGUUAGUCGUUGGCUGGUCGGAGCCGGGGAGUGGGGACACUGGGGGUUCAUCCCCAUCGGCAUGAUGUUGACUGCUGGGCUUUUGGGGGCUGAGCGUGGUGUUUAG
Molecule: messenger RNA, 402 nt
Organism: Diaporthe amygdali
Lineage: Eukaryota; Fungi; Ascomycota; Sordariomycetes; Diaporthales; Diaporthaceae
Exons: 1
Coding region: 1-402 (133 amino acids)
Source: RefSeq, a predicted model, not a curated record